This is a messenger RNA of Cylindrotheca closterium, 2877 nucleotides long. NCBI's taxonomy places the organism in Eukaryota, Bacillariophyta, Bacillariophyceae, Bacillariales, Bacillariaceae. The record is from the annotation of a GenBank genome assembly.
AUGUCCAAGGAAGAAAAGAAGGGGAUGUCCAAGGAAGAAAAGAAGGGAGAUACCUCACCUGAAGCUUCUAUGGAAGCGACCGAAACCAAGACAACACAUCGCAAGUCUGGCCGAUCUCGACGUUCUCCGACAAGAUCAGAUGACGGAUCCGAUGUCAAAUCUAAGGAACUACAUGGUUCACCAUCAUCUGAUACGAAAGAGAGAAGCGGUGAACGAUCUGGCAGAUCUCCAAAGCCAAGACACUCUGGGCGACGACGGAGCACUCACGACAAUAAGGAAAAGGAUUCUAGCCGAAAGUCUGGACAUGGUCGUCGAAGGUCAAGUGCUGCUCGGGGAAGUAGAAGUUCUAGUUCCGAUCGACAUGGUGGUCUCAGUGGUAGCGAGGAAUUGUCCCCUACACGACGAUCUGUGGGUGAUGAAGAUCGAAGCACCUCUCUUUCUCCUCGACGAGAUACCAAUAAUAAAUCCGAUGACCGGGAUUCCAAACGAAGGUCGAGACGAUCCACUCGAGCCACUGCACCAGGAGUGGAGAAUGUACUCGAGACAACACCCACAAGGGAAGCCCGAAAGAGUGCCAGAGCUGGUGCAAUGGAUUCGUCACCUCGACGAACCAACCCCAACGAUUCGGGCGACCGAGAUUCCAAACGACGAUCUCGACGGUCGACUCGGGCUGCCACGCCGGGUGUAGAAUCAGUGAAUGAUGUCUCGACCCGAGAAUCUCGCAAGAUUGCCAGAAGAUCAACAGCAGCCGCUCGGUCAUCCAGUACUUCCUGUCCCGCCUCGUCCACACCACCACCCGCAACUCCACCUUUGGACGAUGCUGCGAACAAUAGCCAAUUGGAUGAAAAUCUCGAAACGAUUCGACAGCAAGAAGAACGAAACCGAAAUGGUGCAACAGUUGCCGAAGCCAAAAAAGACCCAGAGCGUAAACGGAGACGUCGUUUGCUUUGGAUCCUUCUCUGCUGUCUGCUACUGUUAUUGAUUGGUGGGGGUGUUGCUGCAUUUAUUGUAUUGAGGACCGAAGAUAUUCAGUCGGCUUCCACGACCACCACCGAUCAGCCAGAAGACGUGGUUCCAACCGGUGCUCCUACGAACGACUACCUUUUUGAUCCACCAUCCAAAGAGGACUGUACCAAUCUUCGCCUGAGACGUCCAGUGGGAGAUCGAGAAGGAACCAUUGAAAAAUCAUUCGACUUGCACUUUGACGCCACGCUCACAGAGGCGAACGAUGUGGACGUUUGGAACUUGGAAUUUCUCACCGCCAUUGAGGAAUACUUACUUCCAUCGCUACUGGGCUGUGAAGAUGCAGCUGCUAGACGAUCCAUGAUUCGAGGUGGACCCAAUAAUCAUCGUCGCAAGCUUUCGACUCUGCGUUAUAUCAUUGGGGAUGCUGUGGUCACUGGACGGGUCGAUAUGGAGAGACCAUGCCUUCCAGAGAAUGAGAGUGAACUCUGUUCUCGGUCCAUUGUGACUCUGCAGCUCUUUCUCAAGGGCGAUGUCAGCGUUGAUGACCUCAUCCGUCUCAUUGUGGGGUUGAUCGAAAACGAUACCUUUCGUGGGGUUUCGGUCGCAACUAGUGAUCGAAUGUUGCAACAAGAAAGUCAAGCGGACGUUUACAUUCCACUGGUGACUCGAUGGGCGCUGCCAGAUACUUUCGAAAGUGUCUUUUACAUCCUGAUUGAAGAGCUGACUUCGGGCUCGUCCCCAAACUCGGCUCCAACUCUAUCGAGCCCGGUACCAUCCGAAGAACCCAGUAGCAAUCCAUCUUCGUUUGUAGGUGUGGGAGGAGGCUCACCAGUGACUCCGACUACGAAAUCACCAACAACAACAGGUGGUACUACAAUGGCACCAUCAGCGAGUCCGGCUCCCCGUCCAACCAAAAGGCCAACGCUUGCACCUGCGCCUGGGGUGACACAGGAACCAACUCUAGAACCAAGUCUCAAACCUACGACCGUUCCAUCAAUGGAACCUUCUCAAAACCCGACACCAACACCGCUGCCGUCACUUGCUCCAGCACCAGGUGUCACACCACCUCCUUCACCCCCUCCGACUACGGAGCCCACAGCACCACCAACAAAGCAAACGACACUCUCCCCAACACCAGUGUCAGCUCCUGGAGACACGCCAUCACCGAGCAAGGAACCAACGCCUGGAACCCCUUCCCCCACUCUUGCGAGUGCUUCGCCAACACUUGCUCCCACAGAUGCUCCGAGUUCUACUCCGUCACUGGCUGCAACGCCUGACCCGACAGCUGCGCCUACCUCAGAACCAACCCCAACACCGACGUCGCAACCAACAUCUACACCUACCUCGGAACCAACUUCAGGCCCAACAUUGGCACCUACAGGAGCUGUUGCUACACCUAGACCUACCCCUGCUGAGUCAGCAAAUCCGACUCCUGGAAGGGAAGUGAGAAUUCUAAACUUUGACGAUCUCGAAACGCAGGCUGGUGAUUGCUUAGUAUCGACCAAUGAGAUCACCGAUGGCUACCAAGGUUUCCAAUGGGACUACUUUGCGGUUUCUGAUAUUACUUGUGUUACUGGCGGCGGCGAUCAUUCUGCGCCAAAUGGUGUAGGGCCGCUGAGUGACCCUGAUAAUGGCAACGGAGAAAGAAUGUCAUUUCAGCUUGAAGACGGUACUUUUGACCUCAUUUCAGUGGAAGCCUACAAUGGGGACCCGGGAUGUCCCUUUUUCCUCUUUGGAUACGAACAAGAUGCUAUUUCUCCUAUUCACGAUUUGGACGUGAUCCCUGAAUCAGCUGAGUGGUUCACCAUUGAUCUGUCAUCAUUCACUGGCGUCAACAAAUUCGAAUUCAUUUCGACGUGUACAGGGGUUCUGCAUAUUAUCUUUGAUGAUUUCAGAAUGCACAUGAACUAA